AUGCUUGGUGAAUUAGAGAAGCCGCCAGACCAGCGACUAGAGUGGCUUUUUUGGUUUGACAGUGAUACGGUACUCAUGAAUCUGAACCUGCCACUAGAGACCUUUCUUCCACCGUCACAUCUCCCAGACGUUCAUAUCUUACUCUCUCAGGAUUACAAUGGACUGAACAAUGGAAUCUUUCUAAUCCGUGUACACCCAUGGUCCGUCAAGUUGCUCAAUGCCGUGAUUGCAUACCCCUACCUGAAACCAGACGUCGAACUCCAUUGGGAUGACCAAUCCGCUUUGAGCAAUAUUCUCAAGGAAAAUGAGUAUUUUGGCAGAUCUACUGUGUACUGUCCACAGCGUUGGUUCAAUCCUUAUACUAGGUCGGAAAAUGGGGAGGAACCAGUGAAUAAAGACUUGCCCUCGGACAUGCAGGUACAUCCUGGAGACCUCCUAGUUCACUUCCCGGGGACUCCUAGUGCGAAACUGAAUGAAACUAUGGGUCCAUAUAUUGCUAUUUCGGAAGAAGAACGGCCGGAUUGGAACACGGCUUUGGAGGAUACCGGCUAUAUAGAAGAGACGGCGUUGUUUUGGGAGAACUACAGGCAUGAAUUAUAA
Messenger RNA from Penicillium riverlandense, 600 nucleotides. Its product is annotated as glycosyltransferase family 34 protein. Gene Ontology annotation, molecular function: glycosyltransferase activity. Gene Ontology annotation, cellular component: Golgi membrane. The record is from RefSeq and is a predicted model, not a curated record. Lineage: Eukaryota; Fungi; Ascomycota; Eurotiomycetes; Eurotiales; Aspergillaceae. The coding region runs from base 1 to 600 and encodes 199 amino acids. The transcript has 2 exons. Gene Ontology annotation, biological process: protein N-linked glycosylation.